This is a messenger RNA of Emericellopsis atlantica, 2715 nucleotides long. RefSeq names its product cellobiose dehydrogenase-like protein. The transcript is spliced from 2 exons. Gene Ontology annotation, cellular component: extracellular region. Bases 141 to 2627 code for a protein of 828 amino acids. The record is from RefSeq and is a predicted model, not a curated record. NCBI's taxonomy places the organism in Eukaryota, Fungi, Ascomycota, Sordariomycetes, Hypocreales, Bionectriaceae. Gene Ontology annotation, molecular function: oxidoreductase activity, acting on CH-OH group of donors; flavin adenine dinucleotide binding; cellulose binding. Gene Ontology annotation, biological process: carbohydrate metabolic process.
GCUGUUCCAAGUUGAGCAGCCUUGUCCACUUGACCUUGGCAAACGCCUAUCCUGAGAGGAGUAUAUGACCUUGGGGUCAUCCGGGUGCUUUUGCCCAUGUUUCUUUUCGAAGCAUCCCUCCUUUUGCUACAUUCGCCGCCAUGUGGUCUCUCAAGGCUACGGCUCUUCUGGCGCUUGCGCCCUUCGCCCAGCUGGUGUUGGCUCAGACUUCCACCCCGACGACUUACGAGGACCCCGAUACUGGUAUCAUCUUCGACACAUGGAAGGGUACUGGCGCGGACAUCACCUUUGGUGUUGCCCUGCCUUCGGACGCGCUGGAUGUGGACGCUACUGAGUUGAUCGGUUACCUGAAAUGUGGCGGCUCGGGCUGGUGUGGUCUGUCGUUCAACGGAAUCAUGACCAACAGUCUUCUGCUGGCGGCCUACCCCCAGGAUGGCGAGGUUCUCACUGCCCUCAUGUGGGCGACUGGUUACGAGAUGCCCGAUAUCUACGCCGGUGAUGCAGAGAUCACCCAAAUCAGCUCCAGCAUCACCGAUGAUGGGUUCGAGCUCAUCUAUCGCUGCCAGGGCUGCUUGGCUUGGGACCACAAUGGUGCCACUGGCAAGGCGUCCACCAGCACUGGCGGCAUGAUGCUCGGAUGGGCCCUGGCCGCCGCUUCUCCCACCAACCCUGAAUGCCCCCAGACCAUGGUGGUUGCCCAGCACGACACCCAGUUCAUCUUCCGUGGCACCUUUUCCGACAACGUCGUCAACGAGGCUUACGAGGAGUGGGCUGCUUUGGCCACAAACGUCGUAGAGGGCGACUGCGGUGGCGGCUCGGACCCGGACCCGACCACCACCACUGCUCUUCCCACUGGCACUGGCAUUCCGGUGCCCACUGACGCGUCCUACGACUACAUUGUUGUCGGCGGCGGUGCCGGUGGUCUCCCCAUGGCCGACAGGCUCAGCGAGGCUGGUCACAAGGUCCUGCUGAUCGAGAAAGGCCCCGUCUCAACUGGCGAGUGGGGUGGUGAGAUGAAGCCCGAGUGGCUCGAGGGCACCGAUCUCACCCGCUUCGACGUGCCCGGUCUCUGCAACCAGAUCUGGGCGGACUCCUCCGGCAUUGCUUGCCGCGACACCGACCAGAUGGCGGGCUGCCUGCUGGGCGGCGGCACUGCCAUCAACGCCGGUUUGUUCUGGAGGCCCAAGGCCGCUGACUGGGACUACAACUUCCCCGAGGGCUGGAAGGCCGACGACAUGGCGGCGGCCGAGGAGCGAGUCUUCAGCCGCAUCCCCGGUACUCGCUUCCCUUCCACCGACGGCAAGCGCUACCUCGACCAGGGCUUCCAGGUCGUCUCGGGCGCCCUGUCCGAGGCUGGCUGGACAGAGAUCAACUUCUUGGAGGAGCCCAACAAGAAGAAGCAGACGUUUGGCCACGGCCCGUUCAUGUUCAACGAGCACGCCGAGCGUGGCGGACCUCUCGACACCUACCUAAAGACGGCGGCGUCCCGCAGCAACUUUGACAUGUGGACCAACACGCAGGUCAAGCGUGUCAACCGUGAGCGUGGCCACGCCACCAGCGUCGAGGUGACCAACUACAAUGGCGAUGGGUACGUGGGCACGGUCAGCUUGACCGAGGGCACGGGUCGCGUCAUCCUGUCCGCUGGCACCUUUGGAUCCGCCAAGCUGCUGAUGCGCAGUGGCAUCGGCCCUCAGGAUCAGCUUGAGGUUGUGGCUGCCUCGGCCGAUGGGCCAGACAUGAUUGACGAGUCGGAGUGGAUCAAGCUGCCCGUCGGCUACAACCUGGAGGACCACACCAACACGGACACGGUCAUUGCGCACCCCGACGUCGUGUUCUACGACUUUUACGAGGCGUACGACGACCCGAUCCCCGCGGACCGCGAUGCCUAUCUCGAUGAGCGCGUUGGUAUCCUCACGCAGGCGGCGCCCAACAUUGGCCCCGUCUUCUUUGACGAGAUCACCGGGACCGACGGCAUCACCCGCUCUCUGCAGUGGACAGCCCGCGUGGAGCCGUCGCUGGGCCACACCAACCUGACGGCCAUCACCAUGUCACAGUACCUCGGUCGCGGCGCCGUCUCUCGGGGUCGCAUGACCAUCACGUCGUCCCUCAGCACCGUCGUCUCGGACGUGCCGUACCUCAAGAACCAGCAGGAUGUGGAGGCCGUGAUCAAGGGCAUUGAAAACCUCCAGGAAGCCAUGGCGGGCUACGAGGGCAUUGAGUGGCUGUCGCCCAGCCCCGACGAGACGGCGCGCGAGUUCGUCGAGAACAUGGCCGUGUCGCCGUCCAACCGCCGUGCCAACCACUGGAUCGGCACCAACAAGAUGGGCACGCACGACGGGCGCCAGAACAACGGGGACGCCGUCGUGGAUCUGAACGCCCGGGUCUGGGGCACGGACAACAUCUUUGUUGUCGACGCGUCCAUCUUCCCCGGCAUGAUCACGCCCAACCCCACGGCCUACAUCAUCACCGUAGCCGAGCGGGCCUCGGAGAGGAUCCUGGCCAUGGACCCGUCCAAGCCUGGCAGCAAGUACGCGCAGUGCGGUGGGCAGACGUGGACUGGCAGCUACCAGUGCGAAAAGGGGCUGACCUGCAAAAAGGUCGACAACUACUACUCGCAGUGCCUGUAGAGGAAGUUUCUUUCUUUGAAGUAAAUAUUGAGUAUAUAUUUAUAUACAGACGUACAUCUUGUCUCAAGUUAUGUAGCCGUGCAGCACA